Molecule: messenger RNA, 411 nt
Organism: Aspergillus niger
Lineage: Eukaryota; Fungi; Ascomycota; Eurotiomycetes; Eurotiales; Aspergillaceae
Exons: 4
Coding region: 1-411 (136 amino acids)
Source: RefSeq, a predicted model, not a curated record
AUGUUGCUGCAAAUCCGAUUGGGUGGCCGGCAUACACCCCUGCAAAUCGCCGCUGCAAUGCUGCCUCUCAAGGACAUAUGUACGAUCCACAAACUCAGCAAACGGGUUGUCUACGUCGGUGCUCAGAAUCGACUGAGCCUGGAUCUGAGAAAUCGGCCGCAACUUGCAGGGGAAAGAGUUAUCUAUGAUGUUAUCGCGGCCGGCAGCCAACCUCCGACAGUGGAGAUCCACUUUUACUACGACUGUCGCCAACUGACUGGCAAACCCGACGCGGAAAGAAGCCGCUGGCAUGGCUUGGUUCGUAAAAGAACCAAUGAGAACCAUGGGAUCUUAUCCCUGUGCAGUGGGCCAUAUGGCAGGAAUGCUGGGUCUCGGUCGUCUCUGCUCGGCGGUGCCUCCGAUCCCCUAUGA